AUGCUUCCCCUUGAGCACUCUCUCCUAUAUCAGCGCCCAGGGCCGGUUUGUGAUGCGAAGCAUAUGGCGCUUGCCAAUGGAUUGUCCCAGGACAUGCACAGCGUUUGGCGCUGUGCAACAGUGUUAUUUUUGAAGUGCACGACUUCAGAAACUCAAUGCUCUGUGACGAGUGCUUGUGCCUUUGCAGGAGAACAAACGCGGCUCUUGGUAGGGGCUGGCAAGCUCGUGGUGGCUAUCUUUUCCGGAGGGUGUGUCAAGGGGCGGUGGGGGGAUUCUGAUUUUCGUCAACGCUGCGGCAACAGCAGCAUUAGCAAGCAGGGGGCUCGUGGCUGGGACUUCCUGGAGACUUGCUUGGGCUGCUCGGCAGACGUGUUGCAUGCAAGCCCGUUUUAG
Ostreobium quekettii is the source of this 393-nucleotide messenger RNA. NCBI's taxonomy places the organism in Eukaryota, Viridiplantae, Chlorophyta, Ulvophyceae, Bryopsidales, Ostreobiaceae. The record is from the annotation of a GenBank genome assembly.